This is a messenger RNA of Geosmithia morbida, 1653 nucleotides long. Its product is annotated as Arylsulfatase A or related enzyme. The record is from RefSeq and is a predicted model, not a curated record. The transcript has 2 exons. Gene Ontology annotation, molecular function: sulfuric ester hydrolase activity. The coding region runs from base 1 to 1653 and encodes 550 amino acids. NCBI's taxonomy places the organism in Eukaryota, Fungi, Ascomycota, Sordariomycetes, Hypocreales, Bionectriaceae.
AUGGCCCCCGACCUCAACUCCAUGCCCACCUCGGCCGCCCCCUCAGCCGGUCCGGGCCCGGGUGACGGCUCUCAGCCCAACAUCCUGUACAUAAUGGCCGAUCAGCUUGCAGCUCCCCAGCUCAAGAUGUACAACCCCGACUCCCAGAUCAAGACCCCCCACCUUGACCACCUGGCCGCCCAGGCCGUGCAGUUCGACUCGGCCUACUGCCCUUCGCCGCUCUGCGCUCCUUCGCGCAUGAGCAUGAUCUCGGGCCUGCUGCCCAUGAAGAUUGGCGCCUACGACAACGCCUCGCAGAUCGGCUCCGACGUGCCCACCUACGCCCACUACCUGCGCAGCAAGGGGUACCACACGGCCCUGGCCGGCAAGAUGCACUUUGUCGGCGACCAGCUGCACGGCUAUGAGCAGCGUCUGACCAGCGACAUCUACCCCGGAGACUUUGGCUGGGCCGUCAACUGGGACGAGCCGGACACCCGCCUGGAGUGGUACCACAACGCCAGCUCCAUCCUCCAGGCCGGCCCUUGCGCGCGCAGCAACCAGCUCGACUACGACGAGGAGGUCAUGUUCAAGAGCACCCAGUACCUGUGGGACCACGUGCGCGAGGGCCCCGACAAGCGCCCCUUCUGCCUGACCGUCUCGCUCACCCACCCGCACGACCCCUACACCAUCACGCGCGAGUACUGGGACCGCUACGAGGACACGGACAUCGCCCUGCCCAAGGUGCGCAUCCCCAAGGAAGAGCAAGACUCGCACUCCAAGCGCCUGAUGCACGUCUCGGACCUGUGGAGCCAGGACUUCAGCGACGACCAGAUCAAGCGCGCCAAGCGCGCCUACUACGGCUCCGUCAGCUACGUCGACGACAACGUCGGCAAGCUGCUCCGCACCCUCGAGGACGCCGACCUGGCCGAUAACACCAUCGUCAUCUUCUCCGGGGACCACGGCGACAUGCUGGGCGAGCGCGGCCUCUGGUACAAGAUGAGCUACUUUGAGCCGUCCGUCCGCGUCCCCAUGCUCAUCAGCUUCCCCAAGUGGUUCCAGCCUCACCGCGUGUCCCAGAACGUCUCCACCCUCGACAUCCUCCCCACCCUCUGCGACCUCAUCGGCACCAAGCCCGCCGCAAACCUGCCGAUGGAUGGCAUCAGCAUGCUGCCCCACCUCAGGGGCGACGAGGACGGCCACGACACCGUCUUCGCAGAGUACACCGGCGAGGGCACCGUCCGCCCCCUCUUCAUGAUCCGCCGCGGCCCCUGGAAGUACAUCACCUGCCCGGCCGACGAGCCUCAGCUCUUCAACCUCAAGCGCGACCCCCUCGAGCUCGACAACCUUGCCCGCUUCCGCAAGAUCGAGCCGACCACUCCCGAGGAGCAGGAGGCCCGUGAGGUCUUUGCCAAGUUUGACGCCGAGGCUUCCGCCAAGUGGGACUACGACGCCAUCACUGCCCAAGUCUUCCACUCCCAGCGCACCCGCCGUGUUGUCUGGGACGCUCUCAGGGUUGGAGAGUUUGACAGCUGGGACUUCAACCCCAACGAUGAUGGUCGCAAGAAGUACAUCCGGUCCACCAUUCCCCUCGAUGACCUUGAGCGUCGUGCUCGCUACCCCUUUGUCGAUGCUUACGGUGGCCACAAGGCUAUCUCGAGCCUUCGCGGAGCCUAA